Molecule: messenger RNA, 1716 nt
Organism: Aspergillus nidulans FGSC A4
Lineage: Eukaryota; Fungi; Ascomycota; Eurotiomycetes; Eurotiales; Aspergillaceae
Product: serine/threonine protein kinase chkA
Exons: 2
Coding region: 112-1716 (534 amino acids)
Biological process (GO): mitotic G2 DNA damage checkpoint signaling; DNA damage checkpoint signaling; negative regulation of transcription by RNA polymerase II
Cellular component (GO): chromatin; site of double-strand break; cytoplasm
Molecular function (GO): ATP binding; protein kinase activity; transferase activity
Source: RefSeq, a predicted model, not a curated record
AGCCCUUGCAUUUGCAUUUGCCCAAGAAGAAUGAAGAACGAGUAAUACUCGAAACAUCUCUCCAGUCAACCCCAAGUUCGCUCUCUCUUUCAAGGGAACUGGCUCCUCAAAAUGCACCAUUCCCAAUUAGCGCCACUGCCUAUCGACCUGCCAUUUCGCAUUGUCUCAAAGACAUUCGGUCAGGGCGCUUAUGCUUGUCUUAAAAAAGCGUGUCCACUGAACGCCGACACUCCGGUCUUCGCGGUCAAGUUCAUUAACAAAGACUACGCCGCUCGCCAUGGCAAAAUAAGUCCACGACAAUUGCUCAUGGAAGCUACAGUACACAAACAUAUCGGCGACCAUAAUAACAUCAUAUCUUUCUUCCAGACCGGAGAGGAUGGCGCAUGGCGAUGGAUUGCAAUGGAGCUAGCAGACGGAGGGGACCUUUUCGAUAAAAUCGAGGCGGACGAAGGCGUCAGCGAGGAUAUAGGACAUGUCUAUUUCACCCAGCUUAUAAGUGCGGUAGGAUAUAUGCACUCAAAGGGCGUCGGACAUCGAGAUAUCAAACCGGAAAAUAUCCUCUUGACCGCGGAUGGAAACCUGAAGAUCGCAGAUUUCGGUCUCGCAACGCUAUUUGAGUACAAAGGGGGCACGAAACUGUCCACCACCUUCUGUGGUAGCCCUCCAUACAUCGCGCCAGAGGUUAUCACCUGUAGCUCUCGAAAUCAGACUAAAGGGCCCGGAUACCGCCCUGACGUGGCAGACAUCUGGUCGUGUGGCAUUGUCCUUUUUGUCCUUCUCGCCGGAAAUACACCUUGGGAUAGCCCGACAGAGGAUAGCUAUGAAUUUCACGAAUAUGUUAUGACUAACGCCCGCACAUCUGACGAAUUGUGGCAGAAAUUGCCCACCGCAACUCUCUCAUUACUGCGCGGCAUGCUGAACAUUGACGCCCAGGCUAGGUUUUCUCUAGAAGAUGUCCGGCGGCAUCCCUGGUUCACGCGCCAGAACAAACACCUCGCCCCAGACGGCAGACUGCGAGACCCUAUCAAGGUUGCAACGUCUAUGUUUGAGUCUCUUCAUAUUGACUUGUCUCAAUCCGUCUCCCGCCCCUUGAAAGGCGGCAGCUUCGGCCCAGAUCGAAUGGACGUGGAUAUUGGCGACGAUCUAGGUGCCGAGCAUAGGAUUUCAUCCACGCAGCCAGAAGUACCGAGAGGCGACAUGCUAAUCGACUGGGACACGCCGCAUCUCACGGACGUCUUCUCCUCGAGCCAACCAACGAACAACCCACGCCCACCAUCCAGCAGCCUCACGCCCGAAAUCCUCGAAGACGAGCCCUCGUUUUCACAGUUCUCACAACGGCCAUCUGUGCCCAUGAGCCGAACUCAGAACGCCCAGCGCUUCCACGAUAUCGUUCCCUCCCGCUCCCUCACCCGCUUCUUUUCGACGUGGGAACUCAAGCUCCUCGUCCCGCUUAUCUGCGAGGCGCUACAUCGCCUUGGUGUCCCGGUUCCCGCUGUUCCUGCCGUAUCGCCCGGUGACAAUUCGGCUAUGAUUAGAGUGAUCACGAGAGAUGGCAGAAUGUGUCCUCUUCAUGGAAAGGUGCUUGUUGAAUGUGUUUCCGAGGGCCUCUUCGAGAUUGAGUUCAUGAAAGGAAAGGGGGAUCCGCUUGAAUGGCGAAGGUUCUUCAAGAAAGUGGUGCUACUUUGCAAGGAUGCAGUUUACACACCUGAUUCUUGA